CCUGCCUCCCUAUUCCUUUAUUCGCACACCCAUCAUCUCUCCUAGCAAAAACACAGAACGGGCAGAUGAAAAUACACGGCAAAAUAUUCAUUCUCAUCACUGGAGUGUACGCUGUCGUCAAGGGCUCUGACCAACAUGGGGAUAUAUAAUGUUCCUGCAAUAUGGCACAAUCCAUUAAUCAGUGUGUAUUUCUUUCCGAAAAAUGAAAUAAUCGGCGUUAUCUGCAGAAAGAAAUAACGGUAUCCGGGAAGUAACUCCCUCUUUUUUUUAUGUGGAUAUUAUGAUAAAACAAACUGUAUUUCACACAGAUGACACAUUUAUGGCUGAAACUGACAGUUCUUCCGAAAUAGACAGUCAGCUGAAGUGAAUACAACAAUGAUGAAUACCUUUUAGAGGAGCUCCCUGGCUUGCAAAGGAACAAGGUGUUUUUUGUAAAUUGCAGUCCAGGAGGGUUCAGCGGCGCGGAGAGGUGACGUUGACCGGAUGCGUGUAGCGGAGCGUGCCGUGUGGCUUUGACCAUGAGCCGGCUGAUGUUGGGCCGGACCCUGGAGCGGAUCUGCAAGGCUGUGCUGUUGCUCUGCCUGGUGCACUUCCUCAUUAUGAUGAUCCUCUACUUUGAUGUCUACAGCCAGCGUUUUGACAUCUUUAGCCGCUUCAACAAUGGCCGUGGAGCGAACAGCUCACGAGGACCCCACCACUACUUCUAUAACUUUUCCAGUGGCAGGCCCAACACUACCUUUGCAAGCUACUUGGCCACAGCUGACCAUCUUCUGCCCAGCACCAAGCCAGAGGCAAACCAUACUCCACCAACCCCUAAACCAUUACCACCAUGUCCAGAGGUUCCUCCUGGUCUGGUGGGGCGUCUCCUCAUCGAAUUCAGCUCACAGAUAACCCUCGAGCGGGUGCAAAGAGAGAACCCUAAUGUGACAGAAGGGGGAAAAUACACUCCUUCGGAUUGCCGGCCGAAACAAAAGGUGGCCAUCAUCAUCCCAUUCAGGCACAGAGACAACCAUCUGAAAUACUGGCUUCACUACCUGCACCCAGUCCUGCGCAGACAGAAGAUCGACUAUGGGAUCUAUAUCAUCAACCAGCUUGGUGAGGACACCUUUAAUCGGGCCAAGCUGCUUAAUGUUGGCUACACAGAAGCUCUGAAAGAUGCAGAAUACGACUGCUUCAUUUUCAGUGAUGUGGACCUGAUCCCUAUGGACGACCGGAACCUCUACCACUGUUACGACCAGCCCCGUCACUUUGCCAUUGCCAUGGACAAAUUCGGCUUCAGGCUGCCCUAUGCAGGGUAUUUUGGAGGAGUGUCCGGCCUUAGCAAAAAACAGUUCCUCAAAAUCAAUGGCUUCCCAAAUGAGUACUGGGGUUGGGGAGGUGAAGAUGAUGACAUUUACAACAGAAUCACACUAAAUGGGAUGAAAGUGUCUCGGCCUGAUGUGAGAAUCGGCCGCUACAGGAUGAUCAAGCAUGAGAGAGACAAGCACAAUGAGCCAAACCCCCAGAGGUUCAGUAAGAUCCAGAACACCAAGAACACUAUGAGGAAAGAUGGGAUCAGCUCGCUGAUGUACAGAGUGGUGUCUGUGAAGAAGUAUCCGCUCUAUACCAACAUUUCCGUAGAGAUCGGCAAGCCUCCUCCAAGACCUUUCAAAGGAUAGAGAACUACGAGGUCUUGACCAAGAUACCAUGACCUUCUAAAGUUCAGCACACACACGCAUACACACAAACUCUGCCCAGGGUCACCUUCCUAUGAUACAGCAGUGAUAUGCUGGUAAGUUCUCAGGAAUACAUGGAAGCUUGAUGUGGAUCCAUCGAUGUAGAUUCAUAUCCUGAUCCAGUUCGAGAUGUGCACACGGUGUCUGGAGGGACAGAAACAUCACCAUCACAGACCUUGAGGAUCAGUACAAGCUUUUAGGCUGUUAACCAGAGGAUUGUUCAGUUCUGGUUUUUGUGAGUGACAUCUGACGAUGAUCUACAAAGAACAGCCUGGUCACUUGAUGUAAAUCAGUCAGAACAUACUAUACAUUUCAAAAGCGAAUGUGUCUUUGUACCUGCGAUGCUUGCAGUGUUCAAAUCUCUUCUUUCGUAUCUCAGAUGUUGGUGGAUCAUGUGAGGUUGAUAAAUCGGUGCUUGAAGUUGGCUCUUUGGAUCGUGUCUCUAUCUCUUGCGCUCUCUUUUAUUUUGUAUCGUUUCUUGGGACUAAGCUGAAUUUCUUCAACCAUGAAAACACUUCUCGGCAUUUCUGAGGAUGAUACUCAAUGGGAUGUUAACAUGGGAACAAUUACGUAAUGUGAUUAGAUUGGAUCUGGACUAGUCCUACAAGCACAUGACUGUGUCAGUCAAUAUGGUCCAAAUGGAUGAUCACAGCAGAUCCUCUUGCUGCUCCAUGUAGAUGCCUGGAGAAACGGCAAGAACUUUGGCUUGGAGGUAGAGGAGCUUCUGUAGAAGUUACUGAUGAUCAAACCUCUGUAUCUAUCACCACAUCCUCAAAACUGACUGUGCUACAAGCCACUCUUUCUUUGUUUACUUUCAUUUGCCUCAAAGAUUCAUAUUUAGAACUGUCAUAUAUCAAGGCUUUUUUAAAAACUUGAAGGAUGAAGUUAGUUAUGGGUGCUUUGAUCAAAUAAUGCCCAUAUUGUUAUUGUCUCGCACCUCUUUUGAGGGUCAUCUACAGAGGUUAUAUAUAAAUUAUGCUCUGAUAUUUCCAGUAUCAUAAAAUAUUCACCCAGGGUCCAAAAUCAACCUUUCGCCACACCUGCCAAUUUGAGUGAACUGAGAAAAUCUACCGACUGCAAUUAUGUCUUUUUGGCCAUGAAUCAAAAUUGGCAUUUUUUAGAACGUUUUUGUCCUCAUAACAAAGGAAUUAUUAGUAGCUUUUUUGCAUAUUCAGCCUUCAUUUCUUUGUAAAAAUGUCAUAAAAACAUGAAGACCUAUAAUUUUGUUCCUUCUUGUUUUUGUUUCGGUAGCUUAAUGUGAAGAAUAUUCAAAUACAGUUCAAAAGUUUGAGCUUUUUUUAAGAUAUUUUCAUUAAUAUCGACAUUAACAUUUUAAAAAAUCUUACCGACCCCAAACUUUUGAAUGAUAAAUUAUGAGUUCGGGAGGACAAAAAAACAUAAUAUCUAAAAACGAAAUCAUAGAUGAACAUAAGAUUGGUCUAGCUUUAAAAAUGUUCAUCAUUCGUCAUCGUGUUGUUUUUCACGCGCAUUUGGCAUUUUGUGAAAUGUUAAUUUUGGACCCUGUGUUCACCUCUUCCGAAAAGAUCUGAACUGUAUUGAGAUGCUUUUCUUUAUGAUACUUUGCAAGCCUCUUAAAGUUGUUUUACAGUUCCUUAUUCCUUCUUCCCCUUUUAUUUUACUGCCUGAAACACCAAGCUGAUGCCUUCAGAUGUUUUAUGAGGGGUAAAUGUGAGGGGAGUUCAAGCUAUUUUUUUCUCUCUUAUCGGCUUCCCUGCGCAGCGUGUGGACGUUCUUUUGUGCUAUCAACGAUUCUUUCAGCCAGAACAGAGGAAGUCAUUAAUGAGAGCCCAGCCACUCUCCCUGCCCUUUUUAAAAUACACAUUUCCUCUUCUUUUCUCCUCAUGCCUUCCAUUUUAGCCUCACCAGCCUAUUUCAUUUCUGUGUGUGCAUCUGUGUUGUCUUAACUGCUGACCCAAGCACUCACUGUGUCACUAACAUUGCUUUACUUCUUAAGUAUUUCAUCACCUCUGUCUCAUGGGUGCCGCUACCUGUCAGAUAAAAGUGCAUCACUUCUGCCAUGCUGUAUUUGUACAUUCAACAUCAAGCGAAAUAACUGCUAAUACUUACCUGACACAAUUUUGCCUUAAGCUCUUUGAUUUUUCCUGUAUUAAUAGCAUUAUGUCCAUGGUUGAAUUUAAAGAUGCCCUCAUUGUGCACAUAUUCGAGUAUAUUCAGAUCUAUUCAUUGAUUAUAUUCAGUAAUGUUUACUCAAGCUCUGUGACCUGCAUUUUAAAUGCUCAGAACAGUGUUGCAGAAUGCAGUCAAUCCUGAAGCCUUCAACUCGAAUGAGAUUUCAAGCCAAUAUCCGUAUUAAAAAGACAUUAUGCUCAUCUCGAAAUGUCUUGGCAAAUGAAAAGGAAUCGGUUACAGGCGGAGCGAGAUGAGAUUAUUUCCUUUUUGGGUUCUUGUAUCAAGGAAUGUAUUAAAUUGAAGGAGAAAAUAAUGUUGUUGCGUGCUUGUCAUUUACAUGAUCUUAAUUAUUUCAAAAAUGAAAAAAGCAGUCCAUAUGGUGUAAACGGAUCUAGGUCCAACAUAUUGGAGGCAAAUUGGAGACACACAUUGUUGCAUGCAACCUGUCAGGCUUGACACAGCAUGAUACUUUUUAAUGUGUUGUCAUUCUUCGGGAAACUUUUUAUUUUUAUACCUCUCAAUUUAAAGGUGUACUCAUUCAUUUUUUGUUGGUUUCACUGAUUGAUAUGGCAGUCAUCAUAGAUUUAUAUGCUACCAUGACUAAUUUAUUUCACAAGUGGGCAGUAGGGCAGUUAUCUAUACUGUUCAAAAGUUUCGGGUGUUUUUUUUUUUUUUUUCUUUUAAGAAAUUGAUACUUUUAUUCAGCAAGAAUGCAUUCAAUUGAACAAAGGUGAUAAUAUAUACGUUUUUAUAUAUGUUUAUACACUGCCGUUCAAAAGUUUAGGAUUUGUAAGAUUUUUAAUGUUUUUAAAAGAAGUCUCUUAUGCUGACCAAUGCUGCAUUUAUUCGAGAAAAACAAAAACAAAACAAAAAAAAACAGUAAUAUUGUGAAAUAUUACAAUUUUUUUUUUCUGUUUGAAUAUAUUUUAAAAUGUAAUUUAUUCCUGUGAUGCAAAGCUGAAUUUUCAGCAUCAUUACUUCAGUCUUCAGUGUCACAUGAUCCUUCACAAAUCAUUCUGAUGUGCUGAUUUGCUGCUCAAGAAACAUUUCUUAUUAUUAUCAAUAUUGAAAACAGUCGUGUACUCUUUUUUUUUUUUUUUCAGGAUUCUUUGAUGAAUAUAUAUUUUUAUAUUUAUACAUAACUUAUAUUAUAUAAAAAAUAAAUAUUUUAUAUAUAAAUAUUUUUGUUAAAAUAUGUACAUGCACAUGUGUGUAUUAUAUAUACAUAAUAAAUAUACACACAGUACAUAUAUUAUGUAAACACACAAACUUUUAUUUUGGAUGUGAUUAAUAGUUUGACAGCCCUCAUAUAUAUAUAUAUAUAUAUAUAUAUAUAUAUAUAUAUAUAUAUAUAUAAAUAUAAAUGCUAUUUAUUUGAACUUUCUGUUCAUCAAAGAAUAAUGAAAAAAAACAUGUUUCCACAAAAAUAUUAAUCAGCACAGCGUAAUAAGAAAUGUGAGCACCAAACUAGCAUAUAAGAAUGAUUUCUGAUAUGAAAUGGCUGCAGAAAAUUUAGCUUUGCCAUCACAUGAAUAAAUUACAUUUGAACAUAUAUUAAAAUAGAAAACAUUUACAUUCAAUUGUAAUCAUACUUCACAAUUUUACUGUAUUUUUAUGAAAUAAAUGAAGGCUUGGUGAGCGAAAGAGAUUUCUUUUACCUACAUGGAUAUAAAAUUACUGAGUGCACCUUUAAGGGCUUGUGUGACCAUGUGAAGAAUGUAUAUGUUACAUCUUAUUACAUUUUAUUAGUUAAGAUGAUGAAAACUGCAUUUUUUAAAGUUAGUCUGGUGAUACAAUUAAUUAAUUUGAUCUUAACUCAUUCUUACAUUUUCUCCAGUGACAAAUAAGCUGUGUUCAAGUCUACAAUGGAAUUCGAUAAUAUUAGAAAUGUUUCAUUGCCAUUUAUAAAAGUACAUACAUUUGAAUCAUCUUAUUCAUAUUUCUUGUGCUAACAAAUGCAAUCAAGUGAAGCUUGCACAACUCCCAUUACCAACCUUGCGAAGCACAAAUGCUGUCCUUGAGAUCAGGAUGCUAUAUAUUCACCUUUCACUUCAGCAACUCUCGCUUCAUAGUUUGCAAAAUCACACCAGUGCCACAAUGAAUGCGUUAUUUUGAUGCCAUUCUUUUAUCUCACCCUUGGGUCAGCAAACGCUCCCAUCCUGAGAACGCACGCACACACACAUACUUCACACAUAAUGCUCACCCUCUCUCCUUCAUCACCCUUUUUGCCCUCAGUCAUUCUCCAGAAAGAACUCCAUCUGCGCUCAAUGCUUGUUUAUGUGAGAGAGGAACAGAAGUGGGCAAGUAUUCCACACCUACACAAUGACUUGCGUAAGAAACUACUGACGGCUUCAGGUCUUCACGCCUGGGGCGCAUUUUUAAAGACUUACUGUGUCUAUCAAGGUUUUUUGUAUAUUGAAUGUCAAAAAUACUAUAUCUUAUAUAGAAUGCAUUAUGUCAUAUCAAACAUACUUUUUGUAUACAAUCAAUAAAUCUGAUGCUACAAGAA
Messenger RNA from Ctenopharyngodon idella (grass carp), 6375 nucleotides. It is a transcript of the gene b4galt2, whose product is annotated as UDP-Gal:betaGlcNAc beta 1,4- galactosyltransferase, polypeptide 2. Bases 519 to 1658 code for a protein of 379 amino acids. Gene Ontology annotation, biological process: carbohydrate metabolic process. Gene Ontology annotation, molecular function: glycosyltransferase activity. The record is from RefSeq and is a predicted model, not a curated record. The transcript is spliced from 7 exons. Lineage: Eukaryota; Metazoa; Chordata; Actinopteri; Cypriniformes; Xenocyprididae.